CUUUUUUCUUUUUCUCUCCCCAAAGACCAAAUCGAAAAAAAAGUAUCAGAAGAGCAGAUUUGCCUAAAUUUACAUAGUAUACAUUGCUAGCCUCAAUCAAAUAUGUCAGGAUCUAUCGGACAUCUUGCGAAAAGAAAAACCGGAGAAGAGUGGUUUAAAAUGGAAGAAAAACUAUACAUCAAAAUUCAUGACCAGUUUCAAGCAACACCGAUCGCCACUUCAUCGCUAUCUCUAUUCAAGAAACCAUUCUUAAGCACAGUCCCUCCUAAGAACUGUCUUGAGUAUUAUAAGAAAGCAAAAUAUAAAGACGAUGUUGCUGCAUCUGAAUCAUAUUAUAAUAUUGGCCUUAUAUAUCAAAUUGGUCGUUACGCCAAAAAAGAUUAUACUGAAGCGUUCUACUGGUUUAAAAAAGCUGCAGAAUAUGACCAUGCCAAAGCCCAAGAAAAAAUCGGAAGAUAUUAUUACAAGGGCUACGGUGUGAAGCAAUCUUACAAAGAAGCGAAAAUGUACUACGAAAAAGCUGCUGAGAAAGGAGACAAAGAGGCUCAAUUUCGACUAGGCUUAAUUUAUCAUGACGGUCUAGGGGUUCGACAAAGUUACGAUCAAGCCCUGUUUUAUUAUCAAUCUUCAGCCGACAACGGGAAUCCAGUCGCAUCAUAUAAUAUGGGUACUAUAUAUGAAAACGGUCAAGGUGUUUGCCAAAAUUAUGAACUAUCCUUCAAAUGUUACAACAAGGCUGCACAUUCUGGAGAUAUAGAUGCACAACUAAAAGUAGGCCAAUUACUUAGCCUGGGAUUAGGCACAGAGAAAGAUUAUCAACAAGCCAUUACGUGGUACAAAAAAGUGGCAGAGGACAACCAAACCAAUGCAAAUGUACAUUUCAAAAUAGCAGAGUUGUACAAAAAUGAACACGGGAUAGAUCAAAAUAGUAAAUUGGCAUUCGAUCACUAUACUAAAAGUGUCCGGUUAGAUACCAGUGAGGGUAAGCAGGAUAACGGUGAAAGUCACGUUGCUCUCGGUAAAAUGUAUUUUUAUGGUCUGGGUACAAAUCAGGAUAACAGAAUGGCCAUGAUGAUGUUUCAGAAAGCAUUAAUUAUUUCCGGAAAUGCGGAGGCACAAAUUUACAUUGAUAAAAUGAAGGGGAAAAAAGAACGAACGCAAUAUUUUUCUGAUUGGUCGACUACUACUGUUCCCGCAUCCCCAACACCGCCGGCUUCGAUAGUCGACGAGACAAGAAGUAUUAGCUCAUUUGGUAGCAAUAUUUAAUUCACAAUCACCCAAAACAAAACUAUAAGCUUAAAUAUGCACAUGGCCAAAUAUGAAAUUUACAUAUGAUCAGUUCGUUAGGAUAACAAAAAAAAAAAAAAAAAAAAAAAAGAAAAGAAAAGAAAAGAAAAAAAGCAAUUAUUAAUUAAUUAGAAAAUACUUCUU
Messenger RNA from Mucor mucedo, 1431 nucleotides. RefSeq lists its product as uncharacterized. NCBI's taxonomy places the organism in Eukaryota, Fungi, Mucoromycota, Mucoromycetes, Mucorales, Mucoraceae. The record is from RefSeq and is a predicted model, not a curated record. The coding region runs from base 103 to 1266 and encodes 387 amino acids. Gene Ontology annotation, molecular function: protein binding. The transcript is spliced from 2 exons.